CGUGUUGUGAUUCUCGUGAGCUUCGGUGUUAUUUUUUAUUUAGAGCACCGCCCACAUGACUUUCAGCCAUAGUUUCAUUGGACGUAUUCACACUUCCUUUCGUGGCUCGACGGUGACCUAACGGAAAACCAUGGAAGAACGUAGAGAACAAAAUGAGGCUUUUGUUACCCUUGCCACGAACGACACAUAUGCAUUGGGAUGUCUUGUGUUGGGGAGCUCAUUGCGCAAUGUGGGUACCACCAGACAGCUGGUCGUUAUGGUGACAGAUGGGGUUUCUGAAGGAAUGAAAGAGCAAUUAAGGAACUUUUUUGACCAGACUGUUCCAGUCAAUGUCCUUGACAGUAGCGAUACAUGCAACCUUGAGCUUCUAGGUCGACCUGACCUUAGUGUUACUUUUACCAAAUUCCACUGUUGGAGACUGACUCAGUACAAAAAAUGUGUAUUUAUGGAUGCAGACACACUGGUUAUACAAAACGUAGAUGACUUGUUUGAUAGGGAAGAAUUGUCAGCUGCUCCUGAUGCUGGGUGGCCGGACUGUUUCAACUCUGGUGUUUUUGUUUUUGUACCAUCUGAUGAAACUUACAGAAAUUUACUGGCUUUUGCUAUUACUUCAGGUUCUUUCGACGGUGGGGACCAGGGAUUGCUAAAUUUGUAUUUUAGAGGAUGGGCUACUGAAGAUAUAAAAAAACAUUUACCCUUUACAUACAAUGUUGUGUCACAGGCCUUCUACAGCUAUUUACCAGCAUUUAAACAGUUUUACAGCGACAUUAAAAUUGUGCACUUCAUUGGGGCAGUGAAACCAUGGCACCAUUCAUUCAACACAAGCACUCGUACUGUGACACAGCUGCCCAACACAGGCCACAGUCAAGAGUUCCUGCAGCUUUGGUGGGACAUUUUCAUGACCUCAGUUCAGCCAAAACUGGACCCAGAAAUGUCAUUGCCCCAGCAGCACCAAACCAGCCGUCCCCAGCCGUCCCAACCCAACCAGCUGUGUGAUGGAGACUUGCCCUAUUUCCCCCGUGACCAGCGCCAGCAGGCCGGCCAACACGGCCACAGCGAGACCCGAGGGUCCCCCACCACCUCGUACACAGUUUUGUUCCCCUAUGUCCCGCCCAGCCUUGAGGCGGACAUUGACGCUCAGGAGAGCGGUUCUCAGGUUGUGGACGUCCCUGUGGUAUACAGAGAUUACAAGACUCUAGAGACCCACUAUAGCGAGGAGCCUUUGAGUGCAAUCAACCCCGAGUUGCCCCAAGCCGAAUAUUACUCGGCCACAGAAACCUUAACUCCAGGCCUGGUCCAACAGCUACUAGCUGGAGCAAAAAGUCCGGCGGAUGAGCCCGGUUUAGACUGUAACGUUAACGAUGGUUCCACGGAUAUUAACACUGUACCCACAUGUGAGGUUACGGAAAAUUGCGGUGAUGGCGAUACUGGAAGUAUUGAAGACAUAAGACAUUCCAAAGAUGGCACACAAAAGGGAGGAUUAGUUGGUGAUUUGGCCAGCAUGACAUUACAAGGUGAAGGCUCAGCCAAGAAGGAUGAUCGUGAACGCAAGCUCCAGUGGGAACAAGGACAGGCAGACUACAUGGGUGUGGACAGGUUUGACAACAUAAAGGCUAGGUUGGAUGAGAAAAUGUCCAAACCUCCAUCAGACACAAAACUGGCUGGAGAGACUCAUGAAGAGCCCAAGUAACAUAAUGUGAGUGCUAAAUGCAUGCAUGUGAAGAAUGUAUCUACAGGCAUGAGACAUCAGCUGUGGAAACCUGGAGCUCCAUGUACAACUGGAUCUACAGAUCCCUUCAGGGUGAUGUUUUUGUCUGUCUGUAUGUGUGUGUGAGCAUGGCUGAGGGUGAAUUUCAUUGCUUAUUUAUUCUACUAUAGACUUACUAAUGGUUGGCUGGUUUUGGCAGAAAGUGAAAGUAGGGAAAUUUUUUUGUCUGCAUCAACUGCAUUUUUUUUUUAAAAAAUUAGUGAUGGUAUUUCUAUUCAACUUAAAAUUCAUAUUUCAUUACCAUUUAAAGCUGAGAAAGACUAAUUUUCACUCAUUUGAUAUUUAAUAAUUACAGUGUUUCAUUUUAAAAUUAUAGUUUUUGCAGUAUUCUGUUAGCUGACAGUAUUAUGGGACAACACAUCUGCUAGUUAAAAUAAUGCUAAACUAAAUGUAGUUAUAAACUAAACAGGCUCAUACAUUUUUAAGAAAUGUGAAUUAAUCUUAAGCUCAUAUUUGAUGGUGAUAUAUAAUGAUCGAAAUAUUUCCAAUGUUGAUUGUUGUUCUCUCACUUGUUGCCAUACCUAGUUAAGAUCUUGAGUAUUUGGAUCAAUGUAACAUUGAUUGAAGAAUUUGGUUUUGGUAACAUGAGCAUGUCUGCUUUAAAUUGUCAACAUAUUUUGGUGGCAUGAAUGAGUGUUAUCAAUACAUUGUCUUAAGUCCCCUUUUAUAGUGCAAUUCAUUAUGUUGCUAUCAUGUUAUUUUUGUUGUGCAUAAAAUGUCAAAUCUUAAGAUUCCCAUACUUUUUGCAAGCUGUUGGGGUUUACUCACUAUUAUGAUUAUGUUGGCAGUCUAAUUAGUGAACCACAGGUGUCUAAAGAAAAAGAUUCUUGUUCUGUGGUUUCCUAGGAUACUAGUGUAGAGUGCCUAGGAUAUGUAGCAUGUCAACUGCAAGUUGUACUUGACUGAACAAUGACGUAUCGAACAAUGACGUACCUAUUUGGACAGAUUCUCUGUAUCUGAGUCUAGGGUAGGGGAAAUAACAUUGUAGUAGUGUCUUAACAUCAGUCUAUCUUGUCAGCUGUUUCUACUAGUCACUUUCCUUCUCCUUCCAUGUGUGACAUGAGUUGUGUAUUCAGAUUUGUAUCAAGAUGUACCCCAAGUAUUAACCUGCUUGUAUUUGCUGCAGUAACCAUCCACAACUAACACUGCAGCCUUUGUACUUAAGCUAGCUGCAGCCAUCAGUGGAGUGAGUAGCUAUGACCACCACCUCCAUUGAUUUGCCUAGUCUGUGUGAUUUUGUUUAAACCAGAUCUAUAAUAACCAGCCCAUUUAAUCAGCACUCAAAUAUCUGCCUGCUUGUACUGUGGUGCCCCAUGUAGGAAAAUAUUGCACUGUUACCUCUCUCCUGACAAUUAUUAGCAGAUAUUAGUAUACAGAGGCCUUGACAUUGGGUUUUUUUUUUGGUUGUGAAUAUAAUGUGAUGAACUGAAAGUGCUGUGAUAGACAAUUAUUGGGGUUAAGGUUUAGUUAACUGGACAUUGUUUUUUAAGCAUCCAAGUAUUUUGUGUGGUGAAGAUUUUGUUAUAAAAUGUAACUAGACUUACCUUCACUAUAGCAAAAUGCCUGUCUACACAGCAAUGUUAUAGGCUACAAAAAGUAAUACUUGUAUCCCAAGACAUAACACCUUGAAGUAGCCUAACAGUGUAACCUGCCAUGUUUUGGCACCUCAUAUAGGGCAUGAGUUUCUAAAUCUCAAAGGCUGAAGCAUUAUAUUCAUUCAUAACCUUGUAUUGAUCUUACUACACACUUUUUAUCAUCUGUACAUUUUAGCCCUAUAGUGAGCACCAAUAUUUACAAAAUAUAACUAGACCUAUUUUUUGAAGAAAUUAUUUUGUGAUUACUAUCAAAUUCUAUUUUGUAACUGUUAUUAUAAGCAAUGAAGAAAAAUUUCUACUGAUUUUAUUAGUUUACACAUUGAAGUUUCUCCAUGUUUUGUAAAUAGUGGUCUUUGUGUAGCCCAAUCUUACCCAUAAUGCUGAGCAUUUCCUCAAGUCAGACUUGACUGAAUGACAUGUAAUGCAUCUAGUACAAUUGUGUAAUCAGCAGACAUUUUAAGCAGUUGUGUGUGUAUGAUGGCCAUGUGUAUCUGGCCACAUGUUCUUGUAGUGUAUACAAAUGUAGUACUAGCUCAUUAUGAAUUGCUAAAUAAAUUUUUUUCUCAAAAUA
Molecule: messenger RNA, 3934 nt
Organism: Physella acuta
Lineage: Eukaryota; Metazoa; Mollusca; Gastropoda; Physidae
Product: glycogenin-1
Molecular function (GO): glycosyltransferase activity
Source: RefSeq, a predicted model, not a curated record